AGAGAAAUGGAGAAUUGGCGUGGAACAUGAGAGGUUUGGCUUCGAUUUAAAAAGUUUACGUCCCAUGCAAUAUCAACAAAUAGCUGUGCUACUAAAUGGGAUUGCUGAGAGAUUUAAGUGGGAGAAAAUCAUGGAAGGUCAUAACAUUAUUGGACUCAAACAGGUGGGUUUACUGUAUGAUGAGGUUUCCCUGCAGAAUGUGUUAGACAUGAUAGCUGAUUGGACUCCUGAAGAAAGACAGAUGCUGAGAGAUAAGGUUCCGAAAAUGGGUCUAAAGACACCAUUUCGUGAUGGAUUACUCAAGCAAGUUGCCGAAGAUGUAGUAAAGUUUGCAAAGGAUGGCCUGGAAAGAAGAGGCUUUAAGGAAUCAGGGUUCUUAAAUGAAGCGGUGGAGAUUAUGAGAACGGGUAAUGACAUGGCCUUUCAAAUUUUUUCUUUUCCGGGGAUAAUAUGGUGUUCAUGUUGACUAGUCCAUAUAUGCAUGGCAGGUGUAACACCGGCUGAGAAGCUAUUGGAGUUGUAUAAUGGGAAGUGGAAACAACAGAUAGACCCAGUUUUUGAAGAGCUACUAUACUGAACUGAAGUUGGGCACUUAAGCAGGGUCACUUUUGUGUGUGACCAUCGCAAAAUUUCUGGUGUAAUCUAUAUGUACGUAGCUGCUGUCAGUUUGUGUCUUUGUGUAUUCAGGCAUUGGAUUUUAGGCAAAUGAUCCUUCGGUUUCCAGGUUAUGUAUGAAAGGUUAAAAUAAGUUCAAACUUCUUGCUUGAACUGAUUUGCAGUUUUGCACAGCCUAAUGGUAUGUUGUGGG
Messenger RNA from Rosa rugosa (rugosa rose), 808 nucleotides. Its product is annotated as glutamate--cysteine ligase, chloroplastic-like. Gene Ontology annotation, molecular function: glutamate-cysteine ligase activity. The transcript is spliced from 5 exons. The coding region runs from base 65 to 466 and encodes 133 amino acids. The record is from RefSeq and is a predicted model, not a curated record. NCBI's taxonomy places the organism in Eukaryota, Viridiplantae, Streptophyta, Magnoliopsida, Rosales, Rosaceae. Gene Ontology annotation, biological process: glutathione biosynthetic process.